AAAAAAAUUUUCCAAACACGUUGUGUCUAGGUACACGCUAAAAUGUACGCAAAUAAAAAAGUUAAACUUCAUCAAGCUAGUGACUAUUUAGCGUGGGCAGUGACUGUAUAUUUUGAUACACGCUAUUUUGAUAUGUUUAGUGUUUGUUUGAUAGAAAGAUAUUUGUUAUGACGUUUAAUUCUACCUAACUUUUUUAUUUGCGUACACGUUAGCAUAUACCUAGACACAACGUGUUUGGAAAAAUUUUGACGUUUUGACGUCGACGUCAUACUAUCACGGUCCAAUGGACGAGACCAACAAAAAAGACAAGUCAAGGCGUAACAAGGCCAGAACGUUAAAAUUUGGCAACAGUGAAUCGAAGGCCUAUACCUGUAAUGCUAAUGAAACAAAAUUGAUGCAAACGUUAUAAAAAAAAGAUAUAUGCCUGUAGAUGGGAUUUUGACAUUUUGCAACAUAACCAAAAAAAUUGCAAAUGUCAAAUGAUGUCAAUAAACCUUAGCAAAGCAAUAAACUAUAAACAAAAAUUGAAAUAAUUAAUAAACCAUAAUUAAACUGGCCAUUUCACACAUUUCACUUUUUGGGUGUAAAAUUACUAUUUGAAUACAUAAAAUCAAGUGUAGUCAAAUGGAAAUGGAAGUGAAACAGGAAAUUAGCGAGAAAACAUGUCAGAUUGAAGAAAUAGAGUAUAAUGAUGGUCUCUUGAAUGGCUUUAAAUGCGAAAUUCAGGAGGAAUCCAAUAGGCAAAGUACUCAUGGCACAGAUGAUUCUUUAGGCUUGAAGAAAUAUCCCAUAGAUACAGAAAUAGAACAACAUGGAAAUAGCCUUAUCCCAUUUGAAGAAAACCAAAAAACUGAAAUAGGUUAUCUCCAAGAUGAAACCAAAGUGGACAUUAUGAAGAAACUCAUUGAAGAUUCAUCUUACGAAGGAAAUGAUAAGAGUCAACGCACUGAAGGAAAAACUUUAAAUAAAAAUGUGAAAGUUGUAACUGGAAAAAGACUUUAUAAAUGUGAGAUUUGUCUCAAGCAAAUCGUAGCAAGUAAUUUGAAAACACAUUUGAGAGUGCACACUGGGGAAAAACCUUACAAGUGUGAAAUUUGUUUUAAACAGUUCAGCCAAACUGGUACUUUAAAACAUCAUUUGAGAGUGCACACUAGGGAAAAACGUUACAAGUGUGAGAUUUGUUUUAAACAGUUCAGCACAGAAAGUACUUUGAAAAGGCAUUUGAGAGUGCACAUUGGGGAAAAACCUCAUAAGUGUGAAAUUUGUUUUAAGCCGUUUACUAGAGCAGAUCUGUUGAAAGUACAUUUGAGAGUGCACACUGGAGAAACACCUUAUCAGUGUGAGAUAUGCUUUACUCGGUUUAAUCAUAAAUUUCAAUUAACUUCUCACGUGUCAGUUCACACUGGAGAAAAACCUCACAAGUGUGAAAUUUGUUUUAAGCAGUUUAGACAAGCAGGUAAUUUGAAAACACAUUUGAGAGUGCACUCUGGGGUAAAACCUUACAAGUGUGAGAUUUGUUUUAAGCAGUUUAGUGAAGCAAGUACUAUGAAAACACAUUUGAGAGUGCACACUGGAGAAAAACCUUAUCAAUGUGAGAUAUGUUUUAAUCGGUUUGCUCAAAACUAUCAAUUAAUUUCUCACAUGUCAGUUCACACUGGAGAAAAACUUCACAUGUGUGAAAUUUGUUUAAAACAGUUUAGUAGAGCAGUCGAUUUGACAAGACAUUUGAGAGUGCACACUGGGGAAAAACCUUAUCAGUGUGAAAUUUGUUUUAAACAAUUUAGCCUAACAAGUAAUUUGAACCUACAUUUGAGAGUGCACAUUGGGGAAAAAUCUCACAAGUGUGAAAUUUGUUUAAAACAGUUUAUUAGAGCAGUGGAUUUGAAAAGACAUUUGAGAGUGCACACUGGGGAAAAACCUUACAGGUGUGAAAUUUGUUUUAAGGAAUUUAGUGAAGCAUCUAGUUUAAAAACACAUUUGAGAGUGCACACUGGGGAAAAACCUUACAAGUGUGAAAUUUGUUUUAAGGAAUUUAGUGAAGCAUCUGGUUUAAAAACACAUUUGAGAGUGCACAAUGGAGAAAAACCUUACAAGUGUGAGAUUUGUUUUAAGCAGUUUAGCGUAGCGAGUACUGUGAAAACACAUUUAAGACUGCACACUGAGGAAAAACCUCAUAAGUGUGAAAUUUGUUUUAAAGAAUUUUCUCUAUCAAAAAACUUAAAAAGACAUUUGAGAGUGCACACUGUGGAAAAACCUCACAAGUGUGAAAUUUGUUUUAAGCCGUUUAGUAGAGCAGAUCAGUUGAAAGUACAUUUGAGAGUGCACAGUGGAGAAACACCUUAUCAGUUGUAACAUUUGAAAAAACCUAUAGGUAUUAUGCUUUUACGACCCAUCUCCAAAAAUAUCUAUUUUUCUAAUUCAUUUUCGUGAAGUUAAUUAUGUCGUAAAUAUUUUAAAAUCCGUCCUGUAAGAACAUUCCACUGCCACAACACAUAUUUUCAAAGUGUGAGUGACCUUCGGAGUUCUUUGCAGUGUCCGGAGAUACAUGGUAGCUCGGACAAACAUAAGUUUGGGAAUAUGAUUCAUAACUCGAUGAUGCGCAGUGGUUCUUGUUUACUAGCGUUACCAUGGAAACGGCCAGUUUGCUAAUCGCCAGUGUCGUAGUUAGAAGUGCAUUACAUAUCGCAGAGAGUGUUUAACGAUUUGAUCGUGUUGGAUAUUUUAUUAAUAGUUUUUAGCUUAGUGUUUGGUAUAUUAAUAGUAGUAAUUAGUGUAUUAUUAAGACAUUUAGUGUAUCUCUAGUGUGUUAAGUUUAGUGAUUAGUUAUUUAACAAUAUGCCUCAUAAAAAGAUAGGAAUCAAAGGGCUGGGAUUGAAUAGCCAAGCAAAGGUAAUCAUUUAUAAUGUUACUACAUUUAUGGAACAAGAGGCAGCACAUUUCAAAACAACCGAAAACCUGUUAAUACCUUUAAGUAAAUCGACGUAAGAAUUGUUAAAGUUAACAAAUUAUCUCGAACAAAUUACAGGGGGAGAAAAACCGAAUACAAUAGGAGUGCCCUAAUGGAAAGUUAUGACAUUCGUUUAAAACGAACAGAGUAUUUAAAGCAGCUGAUUAAAUUUCGAUCUGAGGGUAGAAACAUAAUUUAUACUGAUGAAACUUAUACAGGGUGUUUAAUAAAGAAUGGGCCAUAGCUUAACCUCAGGUUCUUGAGGUUAAAAUAGGC
This is a messenger RNA of Diabrotica virgifera virgifera (western corn rootworm), 3223 nucleotides long. RefSeq names its product zinc finger protein 227-like. The record is from RefSeq and is a predicted model, not a curated record. The coding region runs from base 625 to 2352 and encodes 575 amino acids. The transcript is spliced from 2 exons. Lineage: Eukaryota; Metazoa; Arthropoda; Insecta; Coleoptera; Chrysomelidae. Gene Ontology annotation, biological process: regulation of transcription by RNA polymerase II. Gene Ontology annotation, molecular function: RNA polymerase II cis-regulatory region sequence-specific DNA binding; DNA-binding transcription factor activity, RNA polymerase II-specific.